AUGUGGAGGAGGAUAGGUCAAACAUGCAAAUACUGCCGCCCUCUCAAGGAGAACUGCAUGAGUAUCACCCCUUGUAAUAGAUUCAUGAGACUUAGGCGGCCCCCUCGAUUCGGCGACAGAUUGGGAAGAGCCUCAGUUUUUAGAAAGCACAGAACCAGAUCAAGUAGUGCGCCUUCGGCUACCAUAUUCCCCGAUUACGUCUCUAUGGACUUCAUAUAG
Messenger RNA from Fusarium poae, 219 nucleotides. RefSeq lists its product as uncharacterized. The transcript has 2 exons. NCBI's taxonomy places the organism in Eukaryota, Fungi, Ascomycota, Sordariomycetes, Hypocreales, Nectriaceae. The record is from RefSeq and is a predicted model, not a curated record. Bases 1 to 219 code for a protein of 72 amino acids.